GCUAUCCAGACCCUGAAUGGAGCAAUAAUUCUGUCUCUGGGUGUUUUUAUGUGUUCCUUACGAAACUUGCCCCAUCCACCCAAUUACAUAUUUUUCUUGAUUGUUUAUACAGGCUAUCAGAUAUGGAGUGCUAUAUCUGUGGGUAUUCAGAUUUCACUGACCAUAGCUGAUGGGAACCCCAUCCUUCCACAUUGCCAGGCCUCAAACCUUAGAAUUGGCUUAGGUUCUCCUUCCUUUGACAAUCUUGAAUCCAGUUUGUCAGCCAAUCCUGUUGGCCCUACAUUCGAGAUGGAAAGCAAUUUGGGGAUGAACAUUGCCAAUGCUACUAUUGCACUAUUUGGACUUGUUUUUCUCUCAAUCAGUUUAUUCGCUAAUGACCCAUUACUCAAGGAUUGUCAGUCUUCUCAGCCACAGGACUUAUGCAUUUACAAAGAAACUUCCUCAAGUGUGGUAGAAGUUAACAGUGUGCUGCCCACUAGCUCGGAGACCCUAGAUGGGUUGGAACCAGAAGGUUGA
Molecule: messenger RNA, 516 nt
Organism: Lipotes vexillifer (Yangtze River dolphin)
Lineage: Eukaryota; Metazoa; Chordata; Mammalia; Artiodactyla; Lipotidae
Source: RefSeq, a predicted model, not a curated record